AUGGCAAAACAAUCCGAAAAGAAAAUUGCGCAUGAAAAUUUGAAGUAUUUACAAAAUUUAAAACAAGGUUUCUUGAUUGUCAAUUUAAUAUAUUUUAUAUAUCGAAUACUUUAUCACUAUGACACUUUUACAAUAUGGACAGCAACAAAAUAUAGUUUAACAUUGGCAGUAAGUUUAUUCUUGUGGAAACAAUUGAUUAGCUAUGGUACACCAAGAUAUAGAUAUGAUGGUAGCAUUGAUUGGUCUGGUCAAGAUCUGAAUUCUGAAGGAUUGACCGCGUAA
Molecule: messenger RNA, 282 nt
Organism: Entrophospora sp. SA101
Lineage: Eukaryota; Fungi; Glomeromycota; Glomeromycetes; Entrophosporales; Entrophosporaceae
Source: the annotation of a GenBank genome assembly